CCCGGAUCCCGCCUCGCAGGCCCCUGGCCCCGCCCCGGAGCUGCCUGGCCGCCUCCGCUGCACCAUGGCCGGUGGGCCUGAGCGGCUGCUUCCCCUGGCCCUGGGCUGCCUGGCCGUCUGGGCCGCUCUGGCGGAGCAGCAGCUGCGCUUCAAGCCGGCCCCGGCCCCCAGCCCGGUGCGGCUCUUCACCGAGUCCGAGCUGGCCAGAUACAGCGGGCAGGAGGAGGGCCAGCCUAUUUACAUGGCCGUGAAGGGAGUAGUAUUUGAUGUCACUUCUGGAAAAGAAUUUUAUGGGAAAGGUGCCCCAUACAACGCCCUUGUUGGGAAGGACUCAACACGAGGAGUUGCAAAGAUGUCACUUGACCCAGAAGAUCUCACUCAUGACACAACAGGACUCACGGAUGAAGAGCUAAAAUCCCUGGAUGAUAUCUUCAAUGAUGUGUACAAAGCCAAAUACCCUAUUGUUGGCUACACUUCUCAAAGAAUUCUGAAUGAGGAUGGCAGCCCCAAUCAGAACUUUAAACCUGAGGAUCAGCCACAUUUCAGCAUUAGAGAUGAAUUUUGAUGAAGGAUUUAGCAUCCUGAAAAUCCCCAGAUGGACAUUGUAGAACAACACUGUAUGACUGGGAAACAUUGACUGUUUCUAAGGCAAAAGAACAGUUUCUAUGAAUUAUGUAUCUUUUGUAUUUUUGUUAUCAGCAGCCCCCACCCCCUGACAAACGAGGAUAAUGACUGAUUACUAAUGUAAUGAAUUCCUUCAAGUAGUGAACCAAAUAAUAUUUAAUCAGUGGCACAUAUUUGUGGACUGAGGAGAAUUAAUUCAAUAAAAUUCUCACUGCCAAUA
Messenger RNA from Caretta caretta (loggerhead turtle), 844 nucleotides. It is a transcript of the gene NENF, whose product is annotated as neudesin neurotrophic factor. The record is from RefSeq and is a predicted model, not a curated record. NCBI's taxonomy places the organism in Eukaryota, Metazoa, Chordata, Testudines, Cheloniidae. Gene Ontology annotation, cellular component: endomembrane system; endoplasmic reticulum; membrane.